Messenger RNA from Lasiodiplodia theobromae, 843 nucleotides. RefSeq lists its product as uncharacterized. The transcript has a single exon. NCBI's taxonomy places the organism in Eukaryota, Fungi, Ascomycota, Dothideomycetes, Botryosphaeriales, Botryosphaeriaceae. The coding region runs from base 1 to 843 and encodes 280 amino acids. The record is from RefSeq and is a predicted model, not a curated record.
AUGGCUCCGCCUUACCUCGUUCUCCCACAGCUACUCCCCUUGCAUGCCGUCCCGGUCGGCAGCCUGGUUUGUUCGCUCUUGGAGCCGCACGUCGACAUUUUCAAGCAACAACUCGGGCCUGACGUCUCUCCCGGCUUCCAAACGACUGCCCUCGACCUAUCCGGCUUCGUACAGAAAUCUCGAGAGACACGAUUCUACGCUGCGCUCACACAGUUGCUCAACGUGCACACGCAGCCUGGCUCUACCGGCGGCACGCACCUCGCAAGCAAGGCUGUCAAGCGCUACGAGAUGACCUCCCACCGCGAGGCAUUUGCCGAGCUGUGCGCCAGCGAAGACGCCAGAGCAUGGCUAGAGGAAAGCGUCAGAGCGGGAGAGAAGUGCUAUCUGAUCGUCGGUGUCACAACCGUGCUUGACGCUAGAGUAUCCCAGGCUCAUGCGAAGAGGGUUGCUACUGGAGUCGACUUGACAGCUCCGGUCAGCACGGCCUUGACUGGUGGCAUCGAUGUUUUCGGCGUCUUGGACCCCGGGGUUGGCUUUGAGAAAAGCCGGGCCACUGAAGAAUGCGUGUCCUUUGAGGCACCGGGUGAGAUGAUCUGGGCGAUUGCCUACCGCAAGAUAAAGUUUCGAUCUUUCAGGAAGAAUGUUGAUACCGCAUUUCUUGAUAAGGCUAUUCACUGGAAACCUAUGAUGAACCAACGAGCAAAGAAUGCUGCAGAUGAAGAGGAGCUGGAGGUAGAGCUAGAUGACAUUGAUUUAGAAGACGAGGACGAGUUGGUGGACUUCGCUGCAGAUGUAGAUGACGAUACUUUCAUUGUACCACAAGCCGGGGAUGAUACCAGAUGA